CAGAAGAAGCAAAUAGCUUCUCAUCUGCAGUUCCCAAUGCGGAUUUUUCCUUCCUGCAGAGGAGCACUUUUGUGCUUCUGGGUGAUCUUGCUUUUUGCAGUUAGUUUCUGCUAUGGUAGUGAUAAGACACUACUCGAGGUAGUUGGGAUUGGAGAAUGUGCAGACUGUGAGCAGAGUAACAUUAAGGCUAGCCAUGCCUUCUCAGGGCUUCGUGUGACAAUUGACUGCAAGCCAGAAAAUGGACACUUCAAGACAAGAGCAGCAGGGGAGUUGGAUGAAGAAGGAAAGUUUAAAGUGUCUCUUCCUCAGGAGCUCGUGGUAGAUGGAAAACUGAAGGAAGAAUGCUAUGCGCAGCUCCACAGUGCAUCAGCUGCACCAUGCCCUGCCCAUGAUGGCCUACAAUCCUCCAAAGUAAUAUUCAAGUCUAAGGCCAAUGGGAAACACACCUUUGGGCUGGCUGGUAAACUCAAGUUCUCCCCUGUGACGUGCACUUCAGCCUUCUUUUGGCCUUACCACAAGCACCCACCACUACCCAAAUGGCCACCUUUGCCUAAGUUGCCACCCUUCCAUAAAUCUCUUCCUAAGUUCCCGCUUCCACCAUUCCCCUUUCCUCCUAAGGUCUUUCCCCCACUACAUCCAAAGAUCUUUCCUCCCAUAUAUAAGAAGCCUUUUCCACCACUUCCACCAAAGGUAUUCCCUCCUAUAUAUAAGAAGCCUCUCCCUCCACCAACGCCUAUUUAUGAGAAGCCACUUCCUCCACCAACACCUGUAUAUGAAAAGCCUCUCCCUCCACCGACGCCUAUCUACAAGAAGCCACUUCCUCCACCAACACCUGUAUAUGAGAAGCCACUUCCUCCACCGGUGCCUAUCUAUAAGAAACCACUUCCUCCACCGGUGCCUAUCUAUAAGAAGCCACUUCCUCCACCACCAUCGCCUACCCGUAAUAAAACACCUAUCUAUAAGAAGCCACUUCCUCCACCAGUACCUAUCUAUAAGAAACCAUGUCCUCCACCGGUGCCUAUAUAUAAGAAGCCACUUCCUCCACCAGUGCCUAUCUAUAAGAAACCACUUCCUCCUCCAGUCCAGUUUAUAAAAAACCACUUCCUCCACCCAGUGCCUAUCUAUAAGAAACCACCUCCUCCUCCAGUUCCAGUUUAUAAAAAACCACUUCCCCCACCCGUACCUAUCUAUAAGAAGCCACUUCCCCCACCAACUCCAGUUUAUAAAAAACCACUUCCUCCACCGGUUCCAAUAUUCAAGAAGCCAUGUCCACCUCUUCCUCCCGUUCCAAUCUAUAAGCCAAAACCACCAAUAUACCACAAACCUCUUCCUCCAAUUCCAAAGAUCCCACCAUUUCAUAAGAAGCCACUUCCACCUCUUCCUCCAAUCCCAAAGAUCCCUCCAUUUCAUAAGAAACCACUUCCACCUCUUCCUCCAAUCCCAAAGAUCCCUCCAUUUCAUAAGAAGCCACUUCCACCUCUUCCUCCAAUCCCAAAGAUCCCUCCAUUUCAUAAGAAGCCACUUCCACCUCUUCCUCCAAUCCCAAAGAUCCCUCCAUUUCAUAAGAAGCCACUUCCACCUCUUCCUCCAUUUCCACAUCUUCCUCCAUUUCAUAAGAAGCCACUUCCUCCUCUUCCUCCAUUUCCACAUCUUCCUCCAUUUCAUAAGAAGCCAUUUCCACCUCUUCCUCCAUUUCAUAAGAAACCAUUUCCACCUCUUCCUAAGGUACCUCAUAAGUAUUUCCACCAUCCCAAGUUUGGAAAAUGGCCUUCCUUGCCACAUUUCCCUCCUCCUGCUUAGGUACUGCAGUAUUUAUUCCAGAUGCAAGUGUAAAGUGUAAACAAUGUCGUUUAAUGUGCUGAUCAAGGUUGGUGUGGAAUGUUAUUAACGGCAAUAAAGCCUUCAAUGAAGAGAGAUUACGCAAAUGAAAAGGCAUCCAGAGAGGUGGUGGUUUGGUGGGGGAAGCAAGCAUUGUUUAUUACUUUGUUCACGUUAGAUGUGUGUGAUUGUGUGAUUUUUUCUUGCUACGUACGAACUUCUACAGAUGUACUCAAAUGCAUUUGACUUCUGUAAUAAUGGUACCUUUUGUCUUGUAAUUUAUAUAUAUAUAUAUAUAUAUAUAUAUAUAUAGUAGCUUUUACUAGCUACUUCAUUUAUUCUCAAUCAAAACAAGUUCAGAUGCCAAAGUACUGUUCAAAAACGACUCCUUGUACUUCAUACGUGCUUGUACUGAUGUAUAUAUGCAUGUGCGUCAAGCUCAUGCUUUGCUGUC
Molecule: messenger RNA, 2272 nt
Organism: Corylus avellana
Lineage: Eukaryota; Viridiplantae; Streptophyta; Magnoliopsida; Fagales; Betulaceae
Source: RefSeq, a predicted model, not a curated record